AUGAUAGGUAGAAAUAGCUUGUUUAUUGCAUCUAUUGUAGUCAGAAUCUUUCUUCUUGUAUAUGGAGAAUGGCAAGAUAGGACAAUGGACGUGAAAUAUACAGACUUGGAUUAUCAAGUAUAUUCAGAUAGUGCCAAAUAUGUGCUUGAUGGCAAAAGCCCGUAUCUAAGACAUACAUAUAGAUACACUCCUUUGUUGGCAUAUAUUCUUAUUCCUAAUUGAUAUAUCUCUUUCUGAGGAAAGCUUAUAUUUAUUGUAUGCGAUUUAUUAUGCGGGUAUUUUUUAAUUAAAUUGCUUGAGCUUGAAAAUGAAAGCCUUUUAUGAAGCUCAACCUUUUUGCUAAAUCCAAUAGCAUUUAAUAUGUCUAUAGCCCAACCCCUGUAUAGAUUUCUUUUGCGAAUAAAUGUAAUAGAUAGUUGAGCAACCAAAACGGACUCUCUUAAAGGGACGAGCUGGAUCUCUAUACCAGUAAGGGUUAAAAGUGGGAUGCCAAAGCAUGUUUGAUAAUUGCGAACAAAGUUGACAAACAAAGACACCAAUUUUUUAAAAUGGCAUUAAUACUAAAUUAAUUUUAAAUUUGAGAUAUUCUUUUAGAUUGGUAGUGGUUAAUAUCUUAUCUACUUUUUCGUAGAAUUUAGGUCAAGCAAGUAAAUUAGGUUAAAUUAAGUGGGCAUAAUUAUUAUAAAAGGGUGAACUUUUUUAGAAUAUAUUUCCAUAUUUAAUUCAUUUAAAAUAAUCUAGUACGAGGAGCUUUUAAAAGAAAGAAAUGAGCUGAAGGAAAUUGCAAAAGUUUGUAGGGCUAUUUGCAGCAGAAUUAUUAAAAAUUCAUAGGCUUCUGCAUUAUGCAAAAUAAUCAGUAAUUUUUAUGAUAACUCUAAAAUAUCGGAUUUCUGCAUAUAUAUAAUUUAGCUAGCUUUAAUUAAUGUUUAAAAUAAAUAUAAAUAUAAAAGUUGUUGUAUUAGUGUUUAUAUCUUUAUCCAAUUAAUUAUAGAAUAUAAAAUACGUAAAAAACUUAGGAUGAUACUUCCUUAUAAAAUUGAAAUUAUUGAGUCAAAAAAAUUGUUCAGCCGUUUUGAUGCACAAUUUAAAAAUUUAAGCCAUUUAUUUUUACUAAAGCCAUUUCAUAUAAGCCCUUUAAACUCAAUGAAUAAUCAUCCUCCGAAGCUAAAAAAGUUUAAAUAGCCAAGCUCUUUAAUUCGCUAUAAUAUUGGAAUUAUUGAAUCAAGAAAUUUUCAGCCGUUUUGAUGCGCAGUUCGUGGCAAGCUUUUAAAUUUUAAAAUAUAAGCCAUUUUUUACUUUCAUUAUAGUAAAUUUCAUAUUUGCCUUCAAGAACUCAUUAAUUAAUAAUCAUCCUCCGAAGCUAAAAACUUUAACGAAUCAAACUCAUUAAUUCAUAUAAAAUUUGGCCUUAUUGAAUCAAAAAUUGAUUAGCCGUUUUGAUGACGAGUUUUUUUUUUAUUUAAAUUAUAAGCCAUUUUUAUUUUCACUAUAGGCUAUUCCAUAUGAGCCUUUAAAAACACCAUGAUUAAGCAUCAUCCCUCGAGGCUAAACACUUCAAAUAGCAAAGCUUAUUACUUCAUUAUAGAAUUGGAAUCUAUGAAUCAAAAACUUGAUCAGCCUUUUUUGAUUAGCAGUUUGUGACAAGUUUUUUAUUUUUAAAAAUCAAGACGUAUUAUUUUCGCCUAAAGUAACUUCAUAUAAGCCUUUAUGAGCUCUAUGAGUAAGCAUCCUUCGAAGCUAAAAAAUUUAAAAAUUCUAACUUAUUACUUCAUAAUAAAAUUGACUGUUUUUGCAUCAGAAAAUUGAUCAGCCGCUUUGAUGCACAGUUAAUGACAAGUUUUUAAUUUCUAAUUAUCGCCAUUAUUAUUUUUGCUAUAGGUAAUUUCAUAAUCUCCUUUAAGAAUUCCAUGAUUAAGCAUCCUCCUGUGCUAAAAAAGUUUAGCAAGUUAAGCUCAUUACUUCCUAAUAAAAUUGGAAUAUUUGAAUCAGAAAAUUGAUGAGCCGUUUUGAUAAGUAGUUCGUAAAAGUUUUUUUGAUUUUAGAAUAUAAACCAUUUUUAUUAUAACUACAAUUACUACGCUAAAUAGUGAGUUGAAAAAAUGUAAAAAUCUAAGAGAGUGAAAUUGCAAGAGGUCUAGCAGAAUUUAAUGAUAGUGGUAUCUAUAACUUAUCGUUCUUCGCAUUUAUCAAAGUGCUCAACAAUCUCUGAUUGAAAUUUUAAAUUUCAGUUUCUUCAUGCAGCAGUCCAUAGUGGUACAUACAAAAAGUGCAUAUAGCUACUUGGAAAAAUGUAAAUCGAAGUGAGUAGGGAAUCUUGCAAAGACUGCUGAUAGUAGCAAUUUAUAUAAUUCGUUACACUAUUUAUUUCCCAAAGUGAUUAGCCAGAGCAGAUUUUAUUUUAAAAGAAAUGGUAGAGCUUUUAGAUGGUGUAGAGGCCUAAUAGUAAUCCAUGAUUUUAUUAUCAUAGGACUGAAACAUUUCAAGCAAUUUCGCUCACUUACUUUUUAUUUUUUUCUGAUUAAAUGAGAUAUUUUUUAUGAUCGCUAAUUAAUGAAAAUAUUUUUAGUCCUUAAUGUCAAUUACUAUGUGUUUAAAAAAUUUGAACUUUUUUCUUGCUUGGACUUAAAUUCUAUAGUAAGAUAUUUAUCAGCGCCUAUCUAAAAGGUUAUCAUAAAUUAAAAAUUAAUUUAUAUAUAAAGCCAUUUUAAAAAACUAGCGCGUUUAUUGCCAACUUUUUCACUAUUUUUUGACAUAUCACCUUUUAACCAUUCCUUGUUUAGAGAUCCAACUCGUCCCUUUGAUAGAGUCUGUUUUGGUCGUUCAGCUAUCUAUUUCAUUUUGUUUGAUAAAGAAAUCUACAUAAAGUAUGGGCAAUACAAGAGGAUCAUCAGAUUCUUUAACAAGUUUUUUACUACUAAGCACGAUUUAUUUUCUAAAAAAAAAUAAAAUUUGACAAGCUGGGAUCCUUUAUGGUCUUUCAGUUCAUUUUCGUAUCUAUCCAAUAAUUUAUUCAUUUAGCUUUUAUAUUUGGGUUGACAAGGAAAAGUCUUCAAUUUUUACAUAUAAAAGGUUAAAGUUUACUAUUAUAAGCGGAGGCUUAUUUCUAUGACUUAUUUUUGUGUUUUGAAUUAUUUAUGGCUGAGAGUUUUUAUACGAGACAUAUUUGUAUCAUUUUAUUAGAAAAGAUAGCCGUCACAAUUUUUCUCUGUAUUUUUAUAUCCUAUAUCUCACAUACGAUUACUCCCACUAAGGGACUGAACUAAAAUGGUGACGUCAAGAGCAUUUCCGAUCCAAAAGGUCGGUCAUCUCAAGAUAGGCUGUCAACCACCCUGACCAGCAUCUCUCACCUGAUGCGAUGCCACUUCCCUUACCUGACUCAGCUCCUGCGCGUGCUCCGCUUAAGAGUCACCUUACUCGGUGAGGCCUAGUGGAUAAAGCCUGAGCCUCUUGAAUGCACUUAGAGCAGUGCCCUAACCCUAUACUGUUGCUGUGCAAAGUUUUCUAGGUAAACAAAAUUAUGAGGGAGAGAAAUUAGCGGAGCAGCCUCAUGCCAUUUUAUUUAUGCUAUAUUUCACAUACAAUUUUUCAGCCAAAAUUUUUGGGUUAUUAGCCUUUAUCCCACAGUGAGCACUUAUAAUAUAUUUAAGCCUUUUUAUGACCAAGAAAAAUCUUUAUUCCACAAUAAUUGCAGAGACUUUUAUUUUUGUGAUAUUCAAUAAAGUUUGCACAGCUCAGUAUUUUAUAUGAUAUAUAACUUUGCUUCCAAUUGUAAUCCCGAAAAUAAAUUUAUCUUUUAAAAAAUGGAUUACUAUUCUUUUGUUUUGGAUAAUUUCAGAAGCUCAUUGGCUUUACUGAGGGUAUCAUUUAGAAUUUUUAGGUGAGAGUGUUUUUUUACAAAUUUGACGGUGCAAGGCACUUGAUCGAAAAAUUUUUCUCGUGCGGCAUUUUCUUGGGGUUUUUUGUUAAGCAUUCCCACUUUUACUUAUGCUAAAUUGUCUUAAAAAAAUUCUACAAAAAAUCUCCUAGGAAAUGCCACUCGAGGGAAAUGUUCCAAUCAAAUGGCAAGCCAAAUUUGGAUAGCAAGCUCAUUGUUUUUCAUUUCAAAUUUAUGAAUUUUAUGUGAAAUCAUUAAAGCUUCUCAAAUCGUUCCAAAUAAAAUAGCAGAGAAUUAA
Blepharisma stoltei is the source of this 4172-nucleotide messenger RNA. The record is from the annotation of a GenBank genome assembly. NCBI's taxonomy places the organism in Eukaryota, Ciliophora, Heterotrichea, Heterotrichida, Blepharismidae.